Molecule: messenger RNA, 703 nt
Organism: Anopheles stephensi (Asian malaria mosquito)
Lineage: Eukaryota; Metazoa; Arthropoda; Insecta; Diptera; Culicidae
Gene: Vha14-1
Product: V-type proton ATPase subunit F
Exons: 4
Coding region: 135-518 (127 amino acids)
Biological process (GO): proton transmembrane transport
Cellular component (GO): proton-transporting V-type ATPase, V1 domain; membrane
Molecular function (GO): proton-transporting ATPase activity, rotational mechanism
Source: RefSeq, a predicted model, not a curated record
CGAUGCUCACGGGAUUGUUUUCAGUCAGGUGACAUUUUUCUCCACAGCUCCACCAGCAGUUGCGAUUCUUUUCCGCAGCCACGAUUUGCAUCAAUUUUACUAUUUAAAGUGAAUCUGUUAUCCCCGGUUCAAAUAUGGCACUGUUAUCGGCAAUGAAAGGAAAAUUGAUCUCCGUCAUUGGAGACGAAGACACUUGCGUCGGAUUUCUGCUCGGUGGAGUGGGUGAAAUCAACAAGAACCGUCACCCCAACUUUAUGGUGGUAGACAAGAACACUGCUGUUAGCGAAAUUGAGGAUUGCUUCAAGCGUUUCAUCAAGCGCGACGAUAUCGACAUCAUUCUCAUCAACCAGAACUACGCCGAACUGAUCCGUCACGUGAUCGAUGCGCACACGGCCCCCACACCAGCGGUACUGGAAAUUCCUUCCAAAGAUCAUCCGUACGAUGCCAGCAAGGAUUCGAUUCUGCGUCGCGCUAAGGGUAUGUUCAAUCCGGAAGAUAUGAUUGCUAAUCGCGGUUAAGUCGUAGCGGACACCACCCACCACAUCCUUCAUCCCGCCAAGAUCCCCGGGAGUUUGCGUGUUUGGAUCCUGCACCAGCAGGGUCGUAUAGUAUUCUGCCUCCCUACAGUCCUCCCUCGUUGUUAUGUUGUUAGCAUUCCAUUCAGGAUUAACAGAAUAAAAAGGAUCACCCUUCUGGCUCUGUA